This is a messenger RNA of Phasianus colchicus (ring-necked pheasant), 5176 nucleotides long. It is a transcript of the gene HS2ST1, whose product is annotated as heparan sulfate 2-O-sulfotransferase 1. NCBI's taxonomy places the organism in Eukaryota, Metazoa, Chordata, Aves, Galliformes, Phasianidae. Gene Ontology annotation, cellular component: membrane. Gene Ontology annotation, molecular function: heparan sulfate 2-sulfotransferase activity. The record is from RefSeq and is a predicted model, not a curated record.
CGGAGCGGCGGCUGCCGCGGCUCCCGCCUGCCCGGCCGGCCGGGCCCCGCGUUAUGUCGUGAUCCCGGGCGGGCGGCGCCGCCGCGGCUGCCGAUGGGGCUGCUCAGGAUCAUGCUGCCGCCCAAGUUGCAGCUGCUGGCCGUGCUGGUGUUCGGGGUGGCCGUGCUCUUUCUGGAGAACCAGAUCCAGAAGCUGGAGGAGUCCCGCGGCAAGCUGGAAAGGGCUAUUGCAAGACAUGAAGUCAGAGAGAUAGAACAACGUCAUACAGCAGAUGGCCCCCGACAAGAUGUGAUGCUGGAUGAAGAAGAUGAUGUGGUGAUUAUUUACAAUAGAGUACCUAAGACUGCCAGCACAUCCUUCACAAAUAUUGCCUAUGAUCUUUGUGCAAAGAACAGAUACCAUGUUCUACAUAUCAAUACAACCAAAAAUAAUCCCGUUAUGUCUCUGCAAGAUCAGGUUCGAUUUGUGAAGAACGUGACUUCCUGGAAGGAAAUGAAACCAGGAUUUUACCAUGGACAUGUAUCUUAUUUGGAUUUUGCAAAAUUUGGUGUUAAAAAGAAACCAAUUUACAUAAACGUCAUAAGAGAUCCCAUAGAACGACUGGUUUCUUACUAUUACUUUCUGCGCUUCGGAGACGAUUACAGACCAGGGCUACGAAGGAGAAAGCAGGGGGAUAAGAAGACCUUUGAUGAAUGUGUGGCAGCUGGAGGUUCAGAUUGUGCUCCAGAGAAACUCUGGCUUCAAAUUCCAUUCUUCUGUGGCCACAGCUCCGAGUGCUGGAAUGUGGGGAGCAGAUGGGCUUUAGAACAAGCCAAGUACAACCUAAUUAAUGAAUACUUCCUCGUGGGAGUUACUGAAGAGCUUGAAGAUUUCAUCAUGUUAUUGGAGGCAGCUUUGCCCCGGUUCUUCAGGGGUGCCACAGAACUGUACCGGACAGGAAAGAAGUCUCAUCUUAGGAAAACAACUGAGAAAAAACUUCCCACAAAAGAAACUAUUGCCAAGCUACAACAGUCUGAAAUCUGGAAAAUGGAGAAUGAGUUCUAUGAAUUUGCACUGGAGCAAUUUCAGUUUGUCAGAGCACACGCAGUUCGGGAAAAAGAUGGAGAAUUGUAUAUCCUGGCUCAAAACUUUUUCUAUGAAAAGAUUUACCCUAAAUCAAACUAAGAACAUAAUACUUUUAGAUUUAUGGACCUAAAUCUUUGGUCACAUCAUCAUCUUAGUCCUCAGCCAUGGAAACUAGAUUGCUUGUUAGACCUCCAAGAUGUUUCUCUAUAGGUCCGAGAAAAGCGGGCUGUGGAUCACCUCCAGGGCGUUGGAUACUAACUAUGUUGGUAAUCCAGAAGCAAAAGCUUCGUGUCUUUUAUCUAACUAAUACUUUCAGUGGGAGUUAAUACCCUUUACCUGAGGAAAUCUUCACUUUAAUUUGGAGCAAUUAACACACAGCAGUUUUAGUUGAAAAUAUAAAGGAAAAAAAAAAAAGCUUCUGUUAAUGCUCUUUUUUAAUUUUCAGAGCAAUUUAUUUUCAUUUAUACUUCUGUGAAGAGGAAGUCAUUUUUCCCAGCUUUCAACAUGGAAAUCUUGGUUGUAUACUAUAUGAGUAGUGUUAAUAACUGGUUGACAUCUGUGCUUUGUUUUUGUGAAUCAUGUCACACGAUAUUGGUUGGGAUAGUUAAUCAUGUUCUGCUGAGAAAUGCUGCUGCCGCUGGAAUUGCCCAUAUUUAUAUUUGUGGUUUUAUUAAAAAGAAAUUAUGACUAAUCAUUAGUGUUAAAACAUCAUUUCCACAUCAAUACUGUAAAAAGUUAAAGAAUCAGCAGUGGGAUUUUUUUUGUUGUUGUUCUUUAUGCCCACCACCACUUGACCGAGGUUGGGAAAACUGCAAGGAAAGUUGGUUUUGUCUGCAGUUAUAGUCAAUACCUGCACAGUGGUAUAAAAGUAACAAAAUCAGUAUAAAGUUUCUCCAUGGAUUCCUUGUAAUUAUUGUAAGCUGAGGUAUUGGUGAAUCCAUAUUAUGACUCCAUUAGUGAGCUGUGGUAUGGUUAGGGUUUUCCUACUACUUCAAUACUUUUACCUGUAGAAUAUUUUUACUAAGGUGCUUUAUAAUGUGUUUUAAAGCAUUGCAUUUACAAAAGGAGUAAAAUGCUGUAAAUACUGCUUAUUUUAUGUAUUUGGACCAAAAGGUUUAAAGUAACUAGUUUGAAGUGGGUUUUUUUGCACCAGUUCUGUUACGUGUAAAGUAAAAAGACAUCAGAUAUGCUUCCUGGUUGAGUUAACUGUUGGAUAUUGCUGAAAUGCACUUCAGUGACCUCUAUGACUUUAAAACUAGAAUGUCAUCCAGAGAUUCUCUUUACAGAAACGUAGCUUUCAUCCUUUUGUUAUAUUAAGAGGAAAAGAAGAAAAAUGUGAUGUGUAGUCUGGUUGAGAAAGAUGCAGUGAACUUGACAUAAUUGUAUUUAUGUAACUGCCUUAUGUGACUGUUGUAAAUUUGUGAGUUGCUGUUAUUAACAAUGUGAAACACCUGGUAGAUCAAGAUAAAUUGAAAUUUGAGAACAGAUGUAUGGGGCCACUGCAUUAUAGCAAACAGCAGUGGAGAACUAUAAGAAUUUGUUUCCUAUUGGAUUUUCUUAAAUAUGAGUAUUUACACAUCUUACACCUGCCUUUUCUUAAAGUGCUUUUCAUUGAGUUUGAUAGGAGAGAAGGCACAGAGGAGACAAAGUUAGGAGUAAAGCAAAAAAAAGGGGGAGGGAAUUGUAAAGGUUUUGAUUCCUAAGGGAUGAUGCAGAAGGCUUAGUUUAAAAUUACCAAGUGGAGUUUCCUUAACCAGCUUGUUCUUGUAAUGAAAACAAAGGAAAUGGAAAAUGGUCUGUGAACUGGGUAUCUGCAGCCAAAAGCAACAGUCCAAUAACAGACAGGAUAAUGAGGGACUGUCAAGAACAUCUUGUGUUUUCUUUGUUUUCUUGGAUUUUCUUUUUGAAUUUCAAAAAUAGCCCUCAUUGUUCUUCCCAAAUAAUCAGGGAAGUUCCUUCUGGUAGCUUACCAUUUAUAUAGUGUGAACCCUGCAUAAGAUUUCCUGUUCCAGUUCUUUUCAACUGAUGUCAUUAAUAAUGCCAACAGGCUUGAGAAUGUGUUCACACAUGGAAACAUGCAUCCUAGCUAAAGGAAGGAGCUGAGGAAUCAUACGUAGGAAGUAGCAAAUGGAGAUCUAAAAACUUUCAAAAAAAGUUACUGCUUUGUUAUAAAAUAAAAGGAAUAUUUAUAAUCCCAGUGAAGAUUAUCUACUAAGUGAUAGUUCUAUUUUAGAUGUAUUGACUAAAUUCUUUUCCUUCAUUAUAAUUUGGAUUGGUUUACCUUCUUGAGUUGUCUUCAAAAGUUUUCAGAAGAGCACCUUUUUAAGAGAACAGAAGCAUUUGCUAAGUGAAAAUAUACAACGUUCACCUUAGUAAUGAAAAAGGUAUUUAUGCAAAUACAUCCGUAUUGACAAGAAAACAGUAGGCAAAGCCUAUUCGAUAUAUAGAAAUCUUCUAUUUCAUAAGCAAUUUAUAAGUUUUUUUCUUUUUUCCCCCCCCAGGAUUUAAGGUUUCUUAAAGGAGUCUUCAGUAACAGUAGAAGAAUACAUUUUAUUUUUUAAUUCAAAGAGCAAUAUAUUUUUCAUAGUUCAUAUAAGACAUUUGAUUUACUUCCUAUUCUUUGCUGUGAACUGACAGGGUGGAGGCAAACGAGCUUAAAUAUUUUUAAAUAAUGCUAGCUACAAAUGGAGAGGUAAUCAUUUUAGGUGUACUCUGAAAACUUUACUGCCGUGGAAUACAGAAAGGAGGCAAAUGGUCUCUUUUAUAUCUUGUGCUGCCAUCUAGUUGACUGUGAACUUUCUUGGUCUCUUUCGAAAUAAGAACUGUCCAAAGCAGAGUUUAGGAAAACGAGCUUUAAGAAUUAUGAAUAACCUGCUGUCUAUUGGUAUUAAAAAUAUUUUGCAGUAUAUGAACAGAAUUUAUCUUGUGCAUUUCCCCUUAAUGAGUUAACAUGAAAAGCAGCAAUAUGUAGACUUCUGUUAUUGCAGGUUCAUUAGACUUACUAUGCAGCCUCCUGAACACAGAUCUUUUAACUGAAAACACUUUUAACUGAAAACACUGCAUAGGAGUGAGAUUUGAUAUUUUCUGGGCUAAGUUCAUUUGAAAGGUGCUGAAAUGCUCAAAAUUAUAGUUGAGAGUAGAUCCUGUUACACUGUUCUGUACUUUUUGUACAAAACAAACAUUCAGAUUUUGUGCAAAAUUCUAGCCCUGUUGAAACUCAUGGUUGUCAGUAUAUGGCACUUGGUUCAGCUGUGCUGACAACUACAUAGCCAUAACUCUAGCAUGCCUGGAGCAUUUGAGAUAUACUGGGCAGUGCUGACAGGAGAGCAACAGUGUUCUUUGCUCCUUCCCAUAACAAUUCUGCAUUCAUGCAACAAGACUUUCUUUCCUGUUUUCUUGUGCAUCUACAAGCAGACAUCUACAAGCAGUUCUAGAGUGUAGGAUGUGAUACAUGUAUACUUUCCAGUUCACUCUGGAUUUAUUUUCAUACAGUCUUUAAUGGUGUGAUCAUAGCUUCAUUUUCAAACAGGCACAAAAAAUGAUUGCUAUACAAGUAUGACAAAGGAAAAAGCAAUUCAUCUAGGUCGUUUGAAAUGCCUUUUCUCUGGGUAUUUAACUUUUCUGAAGAUACAUGGCUAUUUUUGUGUUCCAGGAAUAUACAUUUCCUUGUUCAUGAUCUCAGAGCAGUUCUAUUUUAAUAUCAGGGAAAAUUCAGUUGUUUUCUGCUAUAAUUCUGUUAACAUUUUCCAUUAAGAUUACCUAGUGUUGCUAAAUGAGUAUGAGACAAGAGUUAUAUAGAUGAUGACGACUGAACUGUGCUGCUUUGCAGUCAGUGGAAAAACCUGAUUCAAAUGCACUGCCAAUUUAGCUCUUCAAAAUUAGAGCUUAUUUUAUGACUACUGGAGAUAAAGAAACUGUAGCGCUACUGAGUUGCAUGGAUGCAUCCUUUAAUUUAAGCCUAUGCAACUAGGUAGCCUCUGCAGCAGUAUUUAAAGGAAGAGCCCUCUUCAUGAAGACUUUUCUGGGGCAUAAUUAUAAAUGUUUAUACCCUUGUACUGUCUUGUAUCUACAUCAGCAGCUUUCUGUAGCUUCUGUAAAAAAAAAGAAAAAA